AUGGAUAGACUUACUCGAAUGAUUCAGGCCGCCCAAGGCAUGGGCAUGAAUGGCGCGGCCCCAGGUGCUGACACGAACCUCCUCGAUAACUGCGAAACCGUACACAUUUCAUCACUUGCGCUAUUGAAGAUGCUAAGGCAUGGACGAGCAGGUGUGCCCAUGGAAGUGAUGGGUCUGAUGCUGGGUGAAUUUGUGGAUGAAUAUACGGUGCGGGUAACGGAUGUGUUUGCGAUGCCUCAAAGUGGUACAGGUGUCAGUGUCGAAGCUGUCGACCCUGUAUUUCAGACCAAGAUGAUGGACAUGCUUCGGCAAACUGGACGACCGGAACCCGUUGUCGGCUGGUAUCACUCCCAUCCCGGUUUUGGAUGCUGGCUCUCCUCCGUCGAUAUCAACACCCAGCAAUCGUUCGAGCAGCUUACGCCACGCGCUGUCGCUGUAGUCGUUGACCCAAUUCAGUCCGUCAAAGGCAAGGUUGUCAUCGAUGCCUUCCGUCUUAUCCAGCCCCAGACCGUUGUUAUGGGUCAAGAACCCCGACAAACCACCUCUAACCUGGGUCACUUGAACAAGCCAUCGAUUCAGGCUCUCAUUCAUGGAUUAAACAGACACUACUACAGCAUUGGCAUCAACUACCGCAAGACAGGACUGGAGGAGAACAUGCUGAUGAACCUUCACAAGCAAGUCUGGACCGAGGCGCUGCAAAUGAAUGACUUCCACGACGAAUGCCAGCACAACGUUGACCGUAUGAAGCAACUCGUCAACCUGGCAGAGGGCUACGAGAAACGAGUGAAGGAAGAGACUGAGCUCACUAAGGACCAGUUGAAGACGAGAUAUGUCGGCAAGGUUGACCCCAAGAAGCACAUCGAGGACGUGAGCCAACAGUUGAUCGAAGACAACAUUGUCGCUGUCUCACGGCAGAUGAUCGAUAAGGAGGCUUCGGUGGCACGUCAGUCGAAUGGAAAGGGCCCCCAGAAUGGCACCGGUAUGGAUGUGGACGAGGAGCUAUAA
Molecule: messenger RNA, 1005 nt
Organism: Aspergillus mulundensis
Lineage: Eukaryota; Fungi; Ascomycota; Eurotiomycetes; Eurotiales; Aspergillaceae
Product: proteasome regulatory particle lid subunit RPN11
Exons: 4
Coding region: 1-1005 (334 amino acids)
Biological process (GO): proteasome-mediated ubiquitin-dependent protein catabolic process; protein deubiquitination
Cellular component (GO): proteasome regulatory particle, lid subcomplex
Molecular function (GO): metallopeptidase activity; protein binding; proteasome binding
Source: RefSeq, a predicted model, not a curated record